CGCUAAUACAUUAGGAAAUCAAAUUAUUGAUAGAUUUUUGAAGAAGAAGGAAUGGUGAAUUAUUGCCAAAUAGUGAAACUAUACAUUUUUGGUUGUUUUUUAUCUGAAAAAUUAUAAAGGACCAUUAGGAUAAGGGAUGGAUUCACAAAAGCCCAAUAUUCAACACAUAUUAGUUGAGACGAUCUAAACAUUAAAUUACAAUUUAUUAAAACACUCUGCUACAAUACUUUCUUUAAUUACCUUUAAACAUAAAACUAUCAUUUAUUACGAUACCUUAAUAGAUUUUUAUUUUUAAUUUCAAAUUAAGCUUAGAUUAUUUAAUUGCGCAUCAAAUUUCAAACGUAGUAAAAUUUUAAAAGUAAGUUAGAGGAAUACUGUUUUAUUCUAUUGAUUAAACAUCAACUUAGAUUAAUUAAUUUGAUAGCAAUUUGCUUAAAACUGGGUUGAUUGGUGAAGUUUUUCUCUUUCUUCAAACUCCUAACCAACCUCUAAGUGAAUUAGGAAUUUCUUUUUUAUCCUUUGAUUUUACAAAUAAAAACUAAAAAUUUCAAGGUCCUUUUUCCACCUUUUGAAAUUAGAGUGAAGGCUCUCUCAAAGAACAUCUGAUGUACAUGUUUUGAUUCUAAAAAUUUUAAUAACCC
Messenger RNA from Paramecium octaurelia, 641 nucleotides. The record is from the annotation of a GenBank genome assembly. NCBI's taxonomy places the organism in Eukaryota, Ciliophora, Oligohymenophorea, Peniculida, Parameciidae.